Molecule: messenger RNA, 1193 nt
Organism: Capsella rubella
Lineage: Eukaryota; Viridiplantae; Streptophyta; Magnoliopsida; Brassicales; Brassicaceae
Product: GDSL esterase/lipase At2g19060
Exons: 5
Coding region: 60-1103 (347 amino acids)
Molecular function (GO): hydrolase activity, acting on ester bonds
Source: RefSeq, a predicted model, not a curated record
CUUUUCUCCUUACUUCAAAGCUGACAUUUUAUUUUAUUUUUCUUGUUUCUUGGCAAAAAAUGGCCGAGGGAAUGUUCAAAGCAUUGUUGUUGGCUUUUGCCACGGUGAUUGUAAUGGCCGAGGUGGUUCAUGGACAACUAGUGCCUUGCUAUUUCGUUUUUGGAGACUCAGUCUUCGACAAUGGUAACAACAAUGACUUGAACACCAUAGCCAAAGUCAACUAUUCACCUUACGGUAUUGAUUUCGCUAGAGGCCCGACCGGCAGGUUCAGCAAUGGUCGUAAUAUUCCCGACUUUAUCGCUGAACUAGUGAAAUUCAAUAAUAACAUUCCACCAUUCACCAAAGCAUCGACCGAACAAGCUCACACCGGGAUAAACUACGCUUCUGGUGGUGGUGGAAUUCGUGAAGAAACUAGCCAACAUUUGGGUGAAAGAAUCAGUUUCGGACAACAAAUAAAGAAUCACGAGACGAUGAUUGUGACGGCGCAAGUUCCACAGGAGAAGCUGAAGAAGUGUCUAUACACAAUUAACAUUGGAAGCAAUGAUUAUCUCAACAACUAUUUCAUGCCACCUCCGUACACUACCAAUGGCAAUUUCAAUUUCGAUCAGUAUGCUGAUUCUCUCAUUCAAAGUUAUCGCUCUUAUUUGAAGUCAUUGUACGUCCUAGGAGCAAGGAAGGUGGCGGUGUUUGGAGUGAGUAAGCUCGGGUGCACGCCGCGUAUUAUCGCCUCCCACGGUGGUGGUAACGGCUGCGCUGCUGAAGUGAACAAAGCGGUCGAACCUUUCAACAAGAAGCUCAAAGAUCUCGUCUUUGAAUUCAACAGAAACUUUGAUGGUGCUAAAUUCACCUUCGUUGAUCUCUUCAGCAGCCAAAAUUCUAUUGAAUAUUUCUUGUCAGGGUUUACGGUAAGAGACAAGAGUUGUUGUACGGUAGAAUCAGGGCAAGAGCUUUGUGCGGCAAAUAAACCGGUUUGUUCGGCUCGAGAACGGUACGUGUACUGGGACAAUGUCCAUAGCACAGAAAAAGCCAAUGAGGUGGUGGCAAAGGCUGCGUUUGCCGGACUCAUUACGUCUCCUUACAGCAUUUUACUGCUUACUAUAUAAUAUACACACGUAUAUCGGGACAACAUAUUCUAAAAGUAUACAUGUAUAUAUAUUUAAAUAAAAAAACAAACAACCCAUUGUAAGUCAAAU